AUGCCGCUCACUAUCCUCUCCCAAUCGCAGCUUCGGCAACUGCUGCUCUCUCUCACCCGAGAUGAGAUUAUCGAACUCCAACGGAGCCUCUCUGAAGCACUCCGCGAAUACUCAACCGGCUCCCAGGAUCAGGGUUGCUCGGCCACCUAUCAGCCCCAACGAACUGCCAUUACCCGCUCAAAUGGUUGCACCACACUCUUCAUGCCUGCCACCACGGGCAAGACACUUGGUAUCAAGAUGAUCUCCCUGCAGGACGGUGGCACUGCAGGGUGUGCCAUAGAGCGUGGGGGGUUCGAUAUUCCAGAGGGCGAGUCUACAUCUUCUCGAUCGCGCGGUGGAUCUAUAAGGAACUCGGUGGCCUCGCUAUCAUCAGAGAUGAGCGAUUUGUCUGUUGGGUCAUCCCAUGAAGAUGAUAACUCGAUUAGCCCCUCCGUUACCACGGGAAGCAGCGGCGGAGGCGACAGUACCGAUAGUUCCACACUGCUGACUGGUUGCGUCAAUCAACAACCAGUCACUACUGGAAAUCUCUCAUCAACCCUAGGGGCAUGGCCCGGGGCAGGCACGCGCGACACCUCACCCAGGGGAAGUGUCACCCUUUUGGACGCGCAGUCACUCCCAUUCGGCUUGAUCAACGCCCACGAACUGACGGCCUUCCGCACAGCGCUGGCAUCACUGAUGCUUUUUAACAAGCGCAAGAAGGUCCGCACCCUCCUGGUGUUUGGGGCUGGCACCCAAGCAUACUGGCACAUCCGGCUGGCUCUUAUCCUGCGCAGCAAUGAGAUUCGACGUGUCUAUAUUGUCAAUCGUUCCUUCGAUCGCGCCGCGGAGCUUCUCCGUGAUAUCUACCUUCCCGAAAACACCGAGUGGCGCCGCGAUGUGAAAUUCUCGGCCAUGAGCAGUGACUUUGGUGAAUACAACCGCAUCCUGAAGGAACAUGUUCGAAAGGCCGACGCUAUCUUCUGCUGCACCCCAUCUUCCACACCUCUCUUCCCAGCUGAGUUUUUGACCUCUCGAGAGGGUCGCCAGAAAGGUCGUUUCAUUGGCGCAGUGGGCUCCUACAAAAACCAUAUGGCCGAGAUUCAUCCGGAUAUUCUUCGGGACGAGGUCAAUGUCACGCCGCCCCACCGUCACUUCCACAAGCAUACCAGACGCAGCGGGGUUAUCGUGGUGGACAGUCUAGACGCAGCCAUGAAAGAGGCCGGCGAGAUCAUCCAGGCCGGCAUCAGACCUCACCAGGUUGUGGAACUAGGCGAGUUGAUGAUGGUGCGCCAUGCCGCUCGCAAAGCUAGCGAGGAGGAGUCUGCAGACGAGGAGAAGAGCCUGCGGGAAUGGGUGGAGCGAGGAAAUGUCAUCUACAAGAGUGUCGGGCUGGGCUUGAUGGACUUGGUGACGGGCGGAGACCUCGUGCGUCUCGCGCGUGAGCGAGGAAUUGGAACAACCGUCGAGGACUUUUAG
Messenger RNA from Penicillium cataractarum, 1455 nucleotides. RefSeq names its product putative proline utilization protein PrnX-like. Gene Ontology annotation, cellular component: cytoplasm. NCBI's taxonomy places the organism in Eukaryota, Fungi, Ascomycota, Eurotiomycetes, Eurotiales, Aspergillaceae. The transcript has a single exon. Bases 1 to 1455 code for a protein of 484 amino acids. The record is from RefSeq and is a predicted model, not a curated record.